This is a messenger RNA of Cavia porcellus (domestic guinea pig), 1941 nucleotides long. It is a transcript of the gene Rsph3, whose product is annotated as radial spoke head 3. Gene Ontology annotation, cellular component: cilium. NCBI's taxonomy places the organism in Eukaryota, Metazoa, Chordata, Mammalia, Rodentia, Caviidae. The record is from RefSeq and is a predicted model, not a curated record.
GAGAAGCCAGGCGAGGCCGCCCUCGGAAAUCUCAGGGGCACUUGGGCCUGUGAGAAUAACGCUGACAGCGGCCAUGCGAGGCUGCAACUCCAAACCCGGCGAGGUUCCGCUGAAACUGACGAAGAGCACACAGGCACUCCAGCUGUUAGAACGGCGCCUACAGCCAGAAAGCUCCCAACGCGCAGGCGCGCCUGAGGGGGGGCCAUGGAUGGGCGGAGCCCAGAGCCGGAAGUGCCUCCCACAGGAACUGCCUCGAGGUCCCGCCUCCAAGAGAACCUUUGGUUGCUGGGCAACUGGUGCUGGCGCUGCCUGCUGGUUCUAUGCUCCCUGGAAAAGGCUGCCUGUAGCUCUCUCCUACAGCCCUGACAGCCUCCCUUCCCCUUCGUCGCUUCGCGUGCCGCUUCUCUUCGCUUCACUAAAUCCGAAUCCUUGGCACUGCUUGCAUCUCUCUGCCUCCCACGCGUUGUUAGUGCCCACUUGCCGCAAAGCCAAGUUCCAGCGCAGGCAAAGCAGUCUGACCCCGGCCUUCCUGCGAAACCACAGCUCUCCAGUCAUGGCCACCUACACCUACACCAGCCGGCCCCGGGCCCUGCCCUGCCAGCGCCGCCGUUAUCGGGACAGUCUGUUGCAGCCAGAGGAAGAGCCUGUCCGUUAUGGAAACAUAAUGUACGACAGACGAGUGAUCCGAGGCAACACAUACGCACUACAGACAGGGCUGCUGCCUGGGCAGCCUGAUCCUGUAGAGCUGCAGAGAAAGCAGCAGGCUAAGAAGAAGGCUCUUGCCAAAAAACGAGCUCAAGAGCAGCUCAAACCACGGACACCUGAACCCGUAGAAGGCAGGAAGCAUGUGGAUGUACAGACAGAAUUGUAUCUUGAAGAAAUUGCUGACCGCGUAAUAGAAGUUGACAUGGAAUGCCAAACAGAUGCAUUUCUGGACAGACCACCAACACCACUUUUCAUUCCUGCCAGAACUAACAAAGAUGUGGCCACUGAGAUACUAGAAGGAGAGCUCUUUGAUUUUGAUCUUGAAGUUAAACCAAUGUUGGAAGUUUUGGUGGGCAAGACAAUUGAGCAGUCCCUACUGGAAGUGAUGGAAGAAGAAGAGCUGGCCAACCUGCAGGCCAGUCAGUGUGCCUACGAAGAAAUGCGGAACGUUGAGCUGGCUGAAGUCCAGCGACUGGAAGAGCAGAAGAGGCGACACGAAGAAGAAAAAGAACGUCGCAAGCGGCAGCAGUGGGAAAUAGUGCACAAGCAGAACGAGACAUCCCAGAAGAUAGCGGCCUGUGCAUUUGCACAGCGCUACCUGGCUGACCUCCUCCCCUCUGUUUUUAGCAGUCUCAGAGACAGUGGCUACUUUUAUGAUCCCAUUAAAAGAGACAUUGAGCUAGGAUUUCUUCCAUGGCUAAUGAAUGAAGUUGAAAAAACCAUCGACUACAGCCUGGUUGGAAGGACAGUGCUUGACAUGUUGAUCCGUGAAGUGGUUGAAAAGAGACUGAAUAGUUAUGAGCGUAAGGAGGGAUCCCCUCCUUCGAAAUGGGAGGAGGAGCUUGAGAUUCCUGAAAGAAAGAGAGAUUCCACCAUAAACUACUUAACCCAAGAGCCAAGCACACUGCAGGCUCAGAAGCGAUUAUCAGACACAGAGUACUUGCGAGCACCAUCAAUUGACAGAGGGCCACCAACCCAAGAAAGGAAGCCUGUGGAAGAAGAGUUCCAGGGGCCAGAUGAUGACGCAGAAAUGAGGAGAUCUUUAGACACAGAAGACCCCACGGGAGCUUCAGAGCUGUGAAACCGAUCAACAGCCAAGUCAACAAAGCAAGUGAGGUACUGAUGCAGGAGGCCCCACGGGCGAUAGAAAUUGUACUGUGUCUGGUCAACAUGUCUCUCUGUCUAUGGCCUGAGUAAAGCACGUGUGAUAAAAUAAUAAAAAUUCAUAAAAUGACA